CUCGACGCAAACACCUCGGACUGCAGCAGCAGGUAAACACACACACACACACACACACACACCGGGCCUGCUGUGUGUCCGUCAGCUCGGCGAGCGCAGAUGGAGGCCUUCAGCUCCAAAGACAUGGCCAUGCAGGCGCAGAAGAAGAUCCUGAGCCGCAUGGCCAGCAAAUCUGUGGCUCAGAUGUUCAUCGACGACAACAGCAGCGAGGUGCUGGACGAGCUGUACCGCGUCUCCAAGGAGCACUCGGGGAACCGCGCAGAGGCCCAGAAGGUGGUCAAGAACAUGAUCAAGAUCGCCGUCAAGGUCGGAGUUCUGUUCCGGCAUGAGAAGUUCAGCGCAGAGGAGCUCAGCAUCGCACAGGAGUUCAGGAAAAAACUGCAUCACGGAGCCAUGACGGCCAUCAGCUUCCAGGAGGUGGAGUUUACCUUCGACAAGAGCGUGAUGAUAAACCUUCUGUCGGAUUGUCGGGAUCUGCUGCUGAAGCUGGUGGAGAAACACCUCACGCCCAAAUCUCUAGACCGCAUCAGGCACGUCUUCAACCAUUACUCGAACCCGGAGCUCCUGACGCACCUGUACGACCCGCAGGGCAACCUGUGGAGCAACCUGAGCAAGAUCUGCAGCGGCCUUAACCGUAUGAUCGAGGAGGGAAAACUCUGAGCUGGAAACACAGGACUGAGACACACUGUCAAGGAAAAUAAUGAUGAUAAAGUCAGGACGACAAAUAUGUUUAUGUUGCUCUGACUUAUUUUUAGAGGUUAAUCAGGCUAAUUUUGUUAAGUUAUACAAAGUUUAACUUAAUAUUUUUGGUCAGUUUUAUUGAUGCAAGUCAACUAGAAAUGACUAAAAGAGUUCAAAUGAGUCAACUAAAAAAGUGAAGCCAGCAAGAAUUGUUAUAGAGUGCACGGAGAACACCGUAAAACUCGCAUUUUAGACUCAUUUUUAGCAUCUUCCCAGCUGAUAAUGAUCAUUUAUUGAAUAAUGAUAACAGCUAAUGGGAACCAUUCAGAAUGCAUUGAGGUCAGGUUGGGUUAUUAUUCACACAUUCCUACACUCUCCUUAUGGAAAUCAUAUCAGCAGCCAAUGGUUAUCAAAGUACAUCAGUGUUCACAGCCAAUUAAAUAGUGCUUAUGUUGUUUUCAAGUCAAACUUACACUCCCUGGCCACUUUAUUAGGUACACCUCACUAGUACCGGGUUGGACCCUCAUUCGCCUUCAGAACUGCCUUAAUCGUUGACACCAUGCUCAAUUGGUACUAAUGAACCCAAAGAAAAUCUCCCCCACACCAUUACACCACCACCACCAGCCUGAACCGCUGAUACAAGGCAGGAUGAUCCAUGCUUUCAUGUUGUUAAGGGCCAAAUUGUGAGCCGAGCAUCCGAAUGUGUGAGCAGAAAUGGAGACUCAUCAGAGCAGCAACGUUUCUCCAAUCUUCUAUUGUCCAGUUUUGGUGAGUCUGUGUGAAUUGUAACCUCAGUUUCCUGUUCUUAGCUGACAGGAGCGGCACCCGGUGUGCUCUUCUGCUGCUGUAGCCCAUCCGCCUCAAGGUUGGACGUGUUGUGUGUUCAGAGAUGCUCUUCUGCAGAGCUCGGUUGUAGCGAGUGCUUAUUUGAGUUACUGUUGCCUUUCUAUCAGCUGGAACCAGUCUGGCCAUUCUCCUCUGACCUCUGUCCUCAUCAACAAGGCAUUUGCGCCCACAGAACUGCCGCUCACUGGAUAUUUCCUCUUUGUCGGAGCAUUCUCUGUAAACCCUAGAGAUGGUUGUGCGUGAAAAUCCCAGUAGAUCAGCAGUUUCUGAAAUACUCAGAGCAGCCCGUCUGGCAGCAACAACCAUGCCACGCUCAAAGUCUCUUAAAUCCCCUUUCUUCCCCAUUCUGAUGCUCGCUCUGAACUGCAGCAGAUCCUCUUGACCAUGUCUACAUGCUGAAAUGCAGUGAGCUGCUGCCAUGUGAUUGGCUGAUUAGACAUUUGCGUUAAUGGGCAGUUGUACCAAAUCAAGACUGAAUAUUAAGAGUAGAGAAGUAAACAAUAUAGAGAUAAUUAAAUGAAUGAAUGUGCGAAUAUAAAACCAACUUCACCUCAAUUCAGAAUGCUCAGGUUAAACAUCUCCUAAUGUCAACAUGUACAAAGCUUAAUUUACUACCGCACAAUGUUAAUCUGGGUUCACAAAAUUAGGUGUUCAUGUGAGUACAUUACAAACAAAAUCAAUGCAAAAUAAUCCAUGUUGAUUAAAGAGUAACCGACGGUGAAUUUGCGCGGAAUUCGCCUGAAUCGCGUCUACUGGAAACUCAAACAGUUGCGAGACAAAACAUCCCGCGAGUCAACUAGAGCGAGUGAUAGCAAGCUCUGUGUUAUGUGUGAAUCAAGCAUUAGUCUUAAAGUGAACAAUUCGUGAAAAUAAUCCACAAAAACACUGUUUGUUUUGGUAAUCUUUGAUUAAAACCUUACCAUCAGAGUCCUUCUCUGUUUGAGGAAUUGGCGAAAUAUAAGCCACGCCCCUAUGACCGUUAUUUCAUGUGAUUGAAAGACGAGAGAUCAAGCGCAAAUCUACAACCCCGCCCCCUACUCAAUAUUCAGUGUAUACUGAGAUAAAACUGUUUCUGGUUGACAGACUUUGAUGUAUUUUAUUAGUUGUGGUUCAGAACUGCAGGAGAUUCUUCUGUGGGAAACAAAAGAUGAUAUGAAAGUCAGUGAGUUCAGACGUCUUCUGAGUUUGACAGGAAAAAGGCGGCCAUUUAGACAUUCUGCUUUUUAAUGAAGAAAAUGGAGGAUUUGAACACAACUAACGUCUGAUUAUGAAGUUUAACACCAUUUCCAGAAACAAACACAUACUUACACAACACUGGACUUCUUGUACAGAUCUGUUCAUCAGUAAAGUGAUUUCUUUCUGUUUUCCUUUGUUGUAUUUUGUUAAAAAUCAACAGUAAUGUUCAAAUCAGAGUAGAUCUGACCUGAUCAAUGUUUUAAUGUUUAAGAAUAAAGUACUGUUUUUACCUCAAA
This is a messenger RNA of Danio rerio (zebrafish), 2999 nucleotides long. RefSeq names its product tumor necrosis factor, alpha-induced protein 8-like 2a (gene tnfaip8l2a). The record is from RefSeq and is marked provisional. Gene Ontology annotation, biological process: regulation of apoptotic process. NCBI's taxonomy places the organism in Eukaryota, Metazoa, Chordata, Actinopteri, Cypriniformes, Danionidae.